CCUAACUCUAUACAUAAAUAAUAAUAAUAUACGCACUCAUGCUGUGGUGAAAUGGAACUGUGGAGCCUGCCCACCAAUGACAUCACAGAGAUCGUGCGGCACUAUCACGUCGGGAGCAUCGAUCUUUCCUCUUCCUCUACUGUCAAUCGCGCAUUUCUCACAGCCGUCACUGUCAUCAGUUAGGCCAUGAUUUAUUUCGGCAUCCACCGCCUUACAAAUACGGCCUGAUGGCGAGAAAGGCAUAAUCUUUCUCACAAACCAGAUAUAUAAAAUCAACGAGAAGUCGCACUCUGGAUAGCCCUCAUUUCUUCUAGCUCCUCUCGACAGCUUAUCUCUUGAUUUAUCUUGAUAACUGCAGCUUCUGGUGAGCUUGAGGUUUUACAUCGGCCAUUUAGUCGUCAUCGUAUGAGCUACAAUGAAAGCUGUCCUGCAACGGGUCAAGUCGGCCUCGGUCACCGUCGAUAACCAGCUGAUCUCGUCCAUCGGUCGCGGAGUACUCGUUUUUGCAGGCGUGGGCAAGGAUGAUACCGAGAAGGAUGUCGACUCUAUGGCUGCAAAGGUCUUGAAGGCUAAGCUCUGGCCGGAUGAGGCAAACCAGACCAGCGCCUGGAAGAAGAAUGUCCAGGAUAUAGAAGGCGAAGUCCUAUGUGUCUCUCAAUUCACGUUAUACGGGCAGAUCAAAAAAGGCAACAAACCAGACUUCCACAACGCCGCCGAUCCCGAGACAGCGCGGCGGCUGUACGACCGCUUCGUCAGCAAGGUGACGGACCUUUACAAAGCCGAGCGCGUCAAGAACGGCGUCUUCCAGGCAAUGAUGGAAGUCGAACUGAAGAACGAUGGACCGGUUACUAUUGAGAUUUCUACGGAUGUCCCAAAAUCGGAGAGUUCGAAACAAAAUCAGGCGAAAACAGAGACGGGUCCAGAUGGUAAAAAGUAUGUCGAGUUCAAGAUGCCGGAUUCUUUGUUGGAGUGAUCCAUUCGUAUCUGGAGUGUAUCAUAGAUGUAUAUAGAUCAAUGCAUAUAGCAGUAUUCAAAUAUAAAAUACAAAAUAUCACUUUGA
Molecule: messenger RNA, 1060 nt
Organism: Talaromyces proteolyticus
Lineage: Eukaryota; Fungi; Ascomycota; Eurotiomycetes; Eurotiales; Trichocomaceae
Product: putative aminoacyl-tRNA hydrolase
Exons: 5
Coding region: 416-973 (185 amino acids)
Biological process (GO): tRNA metabolic process
Cellular component (GO): cytoplasm
Molecular function (GO): D-tyrosyl-tRNA(Tyr) deacylase activity
Source: RefSeq, a predicted model, not a curated record